AUGGAAAUUAUUAUCCAGUUCAACAAGGAAGACAUGGAUGUUGUUGUACAACCCAGUAUUGGAUGGCAAGACCUAAACGAGCAGCUGGCGAAAAUGGGCAGUGGCCUUUUCUUUCCGGUCGACCCUGGUCCGAGUGCAAAGAUUGGGGGUAUGAUUGGUACGAACUGCUCCGGCACCAACGCCGUGAAGUAUGGAACAAUGAAGGACUGGGUUAUCAAUUUGACCGUGGUCCUUGCUGACGGGACCGUUAUAAAGACACGGCGCAGACCUCGCAAGUCCUCGGCCGGUUAUAAUCUCAAUGGUCUCUUUGUCGGGUCCGAAGGCACACUGGGGCUGGUCACAGAAGCUACUCUCAAGCUCACUGUGGUCCCGGAGGACUUCUCGGUAGCUGUUGUCACAUUUCCUUCUAUUCGCGAUGCUGCCUCGGCGGCUGCCGAGGUCAUGCAGACAGGAAUCCCAGUUGCUGCGAUGGAGAUUAUGGACGAGGUGCAGAUGAAGGUAGUAAACCUUGGUGGAGCGACUGCUCCGCGAGUUUGGAAGGAAGUGCCGACUCUUUUCUUCAAGUUCUCCGGCACCAGAGCCGGCGUGAAGGAAAACAUCAGUCUAGUUCAGAAAAUUGCAAGAAUUCAUAAGGGCAGCAACUUUGAAUUCGCAAAGGAUGCGCGCGAGCAAAAGUUGCUCUGGUCAGCCCGAAAGGAGUCUCUGUGGUCUAUGCUUGCCCUGAGAAAAGACGGGGAAGAAGUCUGGAGCACGGACGUUGCAGUGCCGUUCAGCCGCCUGGCAGACAUUAUUGAGGUGAGCAAGAAGGAGAUGGAUGACCUCGGCUUAUUUGCCAGUAUUUUGGGCCAUAUUGGAGAUGGUAACUUUCAUGAGAGCAUCAUUUAUAAUCCUAAGGAGGAAAGAGACAAGGUUGAGACCUGCGUGAAGAACAUGGUUAAGAGGGCCUUGGAAAUGGAAGGCACGUGUACUGGUGAGCAUUCGAUUGGCUGGGGAAAGAAGGAGUCGCUGCUUUGGGAAGUCGGCCCAGAUACUCUGGGAGUGAUGAAAGCCAUCAAAUCAGCUUUGGAUCCCUACUGGAUAAUGAACCCCGGGAAAAUUUUUGAUCGGCAGGGCUAA
Molecule: messenger RNA, 1116 nt
Organism: Phaeoacremonium minimum UCRPA7
Lineage: Eukaryota; Fungi; Ascomycota; Sordariomycetes; Togniniales; Togniniaceae
Product: putative d-lactate dehydrogenase protein
Exons: 7
Coding region: 1-1116 (371 amino acids)
Biological process (GO): lactate catabolic process
Cellular component (GO): mitochondrion
Molecular function (GO): D-lactate dehydrogenase (cytochrome) activity; FAD binding; D-lactate dehydrogenase (NAD+) activity
Source: RefSeq, a predicted model, not a curated record